AUGGGCAACGGCAUGUCCCCGUGCCUGUGCUCCCCGGCCGUGCACGGCGAGGGGGCGGCGGCGGCGAGGCUGGUGUUCUGGGGCGGGCCGGCGAGGCAGGUUGUGGCUGGCGUCGCCACGGCCGGCGACGUCAUGGCGGAGCUCGCCGACCGCCACCUCGUCUGCGCCGCCGACUCGUUCUUCAUCGGCCUCCCGGUCCCGGCGCUGCCGGCCGGGGAGGAGCUGGUGGCGGGGCAGACGUACUUCGUGCUCCCCGCCGCGCGGUUCUCCUGCCAGCAGGCGCUCACCGCGGCCUCGCUCGCGUCGCUGUCGCCGUCCCCUGCGGCGAAGGUGUCCCUCGCCGGCGGCGCGUCGUCGCCGUUCGAGUACGUCACGGGCGACGACGGCAUGGCGCUCAUCAGGGUCCUCCCGGAGUUCAUCGAGAAGGCCAUCACCUGCGUUGGCGGCGGCGGCGGCGCGGUGGCGGCCGACCAGCUGUGCAGCACGCCGGAGCUGAGGAAGCACUACAUGCAGCUGGUGGGCGCGCGGCAGCAGCGGCCGUGGUCGCCGGGGCUCGAGACGAUAUCGGAGGCCGGGAAGCGGCGGCGGCGGCGGAUGCCGUCGCCGGUGAGGCUGGUGGCGCUGGCGAAGGCGGCGUCAAGAUAGCAUUUUGCAGCCGAGCCGCGCUAAUUCGGAUUUUGCUUCUAGAGAGGAAGAAAAGUCGAUUAAUUUGUGCAUAGAUAUAUACGGAUGGAGACAAAAGUAAACAGAUUUGAUUUAGUUCUGGCUCCUUUGAAAACACAGUCAAAUACUACUAGAUGAAAAUUUGAUGCAAAACUUGCAACAGGAAGAAUGAA
Oryza brachyantha (malo sina) is the source of this 836-nucleotide messenger RNA. RefSeq lists its product as uncharacterized. Bases 1 to 645 code for a protein of 214 amino acids. The record is from RefSeq and is a predicted model, not a curated record. Lineage: Eukaryota; Viridiplantae; Streptophyta; Magnoliopsida; Poales; Poaceae. The transcript has a single exon.